This is a messenger RNA of Capronia coronata CBS 617.96, 807 nucleotides long. RefSeq lists its product as uncharacterized. The coding region runs from base 1 to 807 and encodes 268 amino acids. Gene Ontology annotation, molecular function: catalytic activity. NCBI's taxonomy places the organism in Eukaryota, Fungi, Ascomycota, Eurotiomycetes, Chaetothyriales, Herpotrichiellaceae. The transcript has a single exon. The record is from RefSeq and is a predicted model, not a curated record. Gene Ontology annotation, biological process: nucleotide metabolic process.
AUGGCGGACAAUCCACAUCCCUCCCUGGUCCCCGAAACAUCCCAUUCUUCAGCCACGACACCGGGUCCCCAAAGCCACGACUACUCGCCACAAUGCCCCUUUUGCAUGAUAUCCAGGACAUACCAUCCCAUCUCGCCGCUCGUGGCCUCUCCGCGUACAGCCGUGGCAACGGACAACGGGCUCGAGCAAGAUCCUCCCAUGGCACUGGCCCCCGACAAACUCGAUCCGCCAUCGUUCGUGCUCUUCUCGUCCGAGCAUGUCAUUGCAUUUCUCGACAUCAUGCCCCUGACCCGGGGCCACGUGCUCGUGGCCCCACGAAAGCACCGUGUCAAAGUGGGCGACCUGACUCCCGACGAGUCUGGCGAGAUUGGCCGCGUGCUACCGCUGCUUGCUCGCGCCGUGGUCAGGGCCGUCAUGCCUGACAUUCCGCACCACCAGGCCGACUAUAAUAUCGUCCAGAACAACGGGCCCGGCGCAGCCCAGGUCGUCCCGCACGUGCAUUUCCACAUCGUCCCACGCCCGCCGUUGAAUUAUGUUCCUCCUCUCCCUCAACAAUCGUCGUCGAGCCAGACCCAGACCCCGCGGAAUAGGAAGUAUCCUCCAAAUCCGCCGCCUGAGGGGUGGCAACGGACUGCCAUCCUUUUCGGCCGUGGCAGGCGUGAUGACUUGGAUUACCAUGACUCUGCUUUUCUGGUGGAAGAUAUGCGACAAUGUGUGAGGGAGGAGUGGGAGGCGACGUUUGGUGAGACGCCCGAUGUGCUGGGGAAUGGCCACCGGGGUGACAGGAAGGGGGCAUGGAAGGUCUGA